AUAUUCCUGGAAAUAAAUGGACCAUAGAUGCUGACUCACAGAUUUCUCGCUUCCUCAUCACCAGUGGAUUCGGUCGCCAUGGUGCUAUUGUGAGGUGGCGCUCUGGCCUGUUGAGUCACAGGAACAGGGUUGCAUCACAGGUGUUAAUUUGUCCCCUUGUGUAUCACCUAGGCCAAUCUACACCUGCAGUUUCCCCAAUCAUAACAAUGUCCACCUUGACGCAUGGAGCAACACCCCUGUAAUAUUAGCACACCCAUACGUGAGGAUGCUGCACUCAGCUCAGAGUCCAUCCCUGUGCCAGGCCAGUGUAAUGCGUCUCCUGCUCCUGCUCUGCCCUCGUCUGGCCUCUACCAGCUGGACAUCCUGCUCAGGAAGGGCAGCAACCUGGCCAUACGCGACAGAGGAGGCACCAGUGACCCCUAUGUGAAGCUGAAGCUGGGGGGUAAGGAGGUGUAUCGCAGCAAGACCAUCCACAAGAACCUCAACCCCGUCUGGGAGGAGAGAGUGUGUCUCAUCGUGGAGCAUCUGCUUGAGCCGCUUUACAUUAAAGUGUUUGACUAUGACUUUGGGCUUCAUGAUGACUUCAUGGGCUCCGCCUACCUUUACCUGGAGUCUCUGGAACAGAACAGGGCUCUGGACGUGUCCCUGGAGCUGAGUGACCCCCAGCAUCCGCAACAGGAUCUGGGCUCCCUGGAGCUGACCGUCACCCUGUCCCCCAAAGACAAGCCAGACAGCGAGGCCACCCAGCAGCAGAGCGUGCGUCUGUCGGAGCAGCACAGGAAGUCUCAGCUGUGGAGCGGCAUCGUCAGCAUCAGCCUGAUCGAGGGACGCGACCUCAUGUCCAUGGACCACAACGGACUCAGCGACCCCUACGUCAAGUUCCGCCUCGGACAUCAGAAGUACAAGAGCAAGACGAUGCCCAAGACUCUGAACCCCCAGUGGAGGGAGCAGUUUGACCUGAACCUGUAUGAGGAGGAGGGCUACACACUGGAGAUAGCCGUCUGGGACAAAGACACAGGCCGACGAGACGACUUCAUCGGACGCUGUCAGGUGGACCUGUCUACUCUGAGUAAGGAGCGCACCCAUAAGCUGGAGCUCCCCCUAGAGGAGGAGAAGGGAAUGGUGGUGCUGCUGGUCACCCUCACUGCCUCCACUGCCGUCUCCAUAUCCGACCUGACCCCCAACGUCCUGGACGACCCCACAGAGAGACAACAGCUCAGCAAGAGAUACAGUCUGUUGAGGUCCUUCACCAACCUGAAGGAUGUGGGCGUGGUGCAGGUCAAGGUGUUGAGAGCAGAGGGCCUCCUGGCUGCAGACGUAACAGGUAAGAGUGACCCCUUCUGUGUGGUGGAGCUGUGUAACGACAGACUGCAGACACACACCGUCUACAAGAACCUCAGCCCCGAGUGGAACAAGGUCUUCACUUUCAAUGUGAAAGACAUCCAUUCUGUGUUGGAGGUGACCGUGUACGAUGAGGACCGUGAUCGCAGUGCCGACUUCUUAGGCAAAAUAGCCAUUCCUCUUCUCUCCGUCUCUAGUGGAGAGCAGAGGGCCUACGCCCUGAAGAACAGGGAGCUGACGGGGCCGAGCAAGGGCCACAUCUUCCUGGAGAUAGACGUCAUCUAUAAUGCCGUGAAGGCCAGUCUAAAGACAGUGGUACCGGCCGAAAGGAAAUACAUCGAAGACGAACAGAAAGUUUCCAAACAGCUGCUGCAACAGAACUUCAGCCGUGUGAAGCGUUGCAUCAUGUUCCUGAUCAACGUGGGCACCUACAUCAACAGCUGCUUCGAGUGGGAGUCCCCACAGAGGAGCAUACUAGCCUUCCUGUUCUUCGUGUUAGUGGUGUUGAACUUUGAGAUCUACAUGGUUCCUCUCUCGCUGCUUCUGCUGCUGGCAUGGAACUACUUCCUGCUCGCCUCCGGACGGAAGAAUCGAGACGGAGAUGUGGAAGCAGUUGAGGACUUCCUUCAGGAGGAAGAGGAGGAGCUUGAUGACAAGAUGCAGGCGUUGGACUUCUCUGAUGAAGACUCUGUGGCUAUGGAGGAAGUCUUAACAGCCUGGCACAUUGAUUGGAUUCAGAUGAUGGAGAUAGUGAUGGACUCGGAGAAGAGAGGCUUCAUGGACAAGCUGUAUGCCAUCCAGGACGUGUGUGUGAGCGUGCAGAACGCCCUGGACGAGGUGGCCUCCUACGGGGAGCGCAUCAAGAAUACGUUUAACUGGACGGUGCCGUUCCUCAGCUGGUUGGCCAUCACCUCUCUGUGUCUGGCCACCCUCGUCAUCUACUUCAUCCCCCUCAGAUACGUGGUGCUGGCCUGGGGUGUCAGCAAGUUUACGCGCAAGCUGCGCGACCCGUACAUGAUUGACAACAACGAGCUGCUGGACUUCCUGUCCCGGGUGCCGUCCGACGUGCAAGUGAUACAGUACCGAGAGCUGAAACUGGAGCCAGGACAAAGCCCCAGUAAACGGAAGAGGAUCAACCCGAGCUAAGCGUCAGAAAACGCAACAACCUGUUAUUUUGGUUUUUUUACUUGUUGAAAAACACAGAGCACAGCUCAUGUAAAUUACACUGUAAAUGUUGUAAAUAUUGUAAAACACACACAUAUGUACUAUUGAACAAACAUGCUGUAAACAAAAAUGUUGUGGCAACAGACCACAAAUACUCAAGGGACUAUGUAGUAGAGUAAUGCCUAGCAUUGGAUACAAACCUUUCCACACACCAACCUUCCUGUCUUUUUGAAUGUACAGUUCAGUACACGGUUCUUGUGCAACAACUUGUACUACUCCCACAGAAAAGGGGUUUUACCUUUGUAAUCUUUUUCUAUAUCACACCCACAUGUUACAAACACAGACAGUUACAUGGCCCAAGAAAAUGGCUGUGCUUUGGCUGUCAUGCCCAUCGCAAAAAAAAGUGUUUUUUCAGCAGCUAUGAAUGUCACACUGGAUUAGAAAUGUCAAAUGGUCAAAUUUUAAUCAACUGAAUUCACUGGUUGUUGGUAACCAUAGACAAAUUGAAUACAAAUUGAGAAAAAAAAAGAAUCUUCAUGGUUUUUUUUAUUCUGAUUCCCUGCUUUGCAUGGGCAACCCUCUGUCAAAUAACUUCACACAGUUAUAGUCCUGGUUUAUGUGUCAAUUUCAACUACACUAGUGUGCCUCAGUCUAUAAAAUUCCACUAUCGACAUACAGUCUAGUGGUCAAAGUGUAGAAAGUCAAGCAGUGUAUGAUACCCCAUCCAUAUCAGCCAAUUUUGAAGGGCUCGGAAAUCUUCGCUCUAUGCCAGGUUUACACUAAUACACUUCUAGCCAUCUUGGAGCGGGACAUUUCCUUCAACAUGUGUGGAUACAUGUGUGCAACAUACACAAAUUCUUUUGAAUAAGACACAUUUUGAAUAAGAUCUGUUCCCCCAAAACGUGUUUCGUAAGGCUGUGGUGCCAUUUGACAUGACAUCAAGGAGCAAAAACAAUGGAAAAAUAAAUCAUGCCACACGUCAAAGAUGGAGGAAGGCAUGGAGGUGUUAACAGCUAAAACGUAUGAACAGAAAUAUGAGUGUGGUUGACCAAACCUAGGAUAUGAAUGGGACUUUAAGCAUUUAAUAUAUUCCUCCACGCGGCAUACAAUGACACUGAAUGCAUACAGUACCAAUGAAUAUAGAAACAGAUGGCACAAACAUUCUGAGGGCUGCAAAUAUCUCUGCUGUUCUUUUCUAUUCUACUCUACCCUACUCUACACAUACAUCAUUGUAGUAACAUCCACCAUUGUAGAAACAACCAACACCUAAAGCACUCACGGACAAGUGCUUCCUGCCAUGUUUGUAGUAGUAAUUGUAGGAGUAGUAGUAGCGUUAGCACUUUACAUUAACCGAGGAAGCUGCAUGUUGUUGUGGUGGUGUGCAUGACCUGAGAGAAAAAAAAUAUGUUUCUUCCUCUGCGAACAAACCACUGAGAGAGGAGAGCAGAGGAGAGGAGAGAAGAGAAGAGGAGAGGGCCGAAGCGUCAACGGCCUUUGGGUAUCCAUCGAUCUUCCAGACUUUCGCUUCCCUUCUCUUCACUAACUUUCCUUCUAUAUCUGAUUUGCUGCUCUGCUGUUGUUGCUUGCCUGCUUGCGCUUCCCCCCCAAAGCAGUCUGUGAUUACACAGAUGAAGAUGUGUUGACUGUGAGCAUGUGUUUCUGAUAACCCAAAAAACCCUUUUUAUGGCGCUCAUCAAUGAAGGAGAGAGAAGUCUGAGGGUUUUCAUUUCUUCUUGUAACUCAGUGUAACUCCAGGUGUCUUAAAAGUUCUUCCUCUAUCCGUGUGAGAUAAUGUUUGUCUGUCUGUGAAACUUUUUGCAGCUGUCUUGCUGACCAGUGUGUAGUGUCUGUUGUUGCCAUGGCCAUGAUGCGACUUCCUGUUUGGUCACAUGACCACUUCCUGUUGGCCGUGGCAUUCCAUUUCACGAAUAGCUAUACAGUAUAAACUUCUCUCAUGACAUUGUUACACUGGUGGGCGGUGUGUGUCCACCAGUGCUGUAUAUGACUACAUUAA
Molecule: messenger RNA, 4519 nt
Organism: Engraulis encrasicolus (European anchovy)
Lineage: Eukaryota; Metazoa; Chordata; Actinopteri; Clupeiformes; Engraulidae
Product: multiple C2 and transmembrane domain-containing protein 1-like
Exons: 22
Coding region: 223-2487 (754 amino acids)
Biological process (GO): regulation of neurotransmitter secretion
Cellular component (GO): synaptic vesicle membrane
Molecular function (GO): calcium ion binding
Source: RefSeq, a predicted model, not a curated record